GGCCUGUUGAGCAGUGUGUUUCUACGGCGCCCUCAGUAUGUGCUGGCAGCAGUGUGCUGUGGUGGGUCCGGCCCUCAUCUUGUCUUCUCCGAGGGAGCCUAUAUUCCGAUGUGGUCCCCGGAUACGAGCCCCAAAUCCCGGCGAGGAAUCCUGAGGAGGGCGGUGUUCUCGGAUGAGCAGAGGAAGGAGCUGGAGAAAACGUUCAAAAGACAGAAAUACAUCAGCAAGACAGACAGAAACAAACUGGCAGCAGAUCUCAGCCUGAAGGAAUCCCAGGUGAAGAUCUGGUUUCAGAACCGGAGAAUGAAGUGGAGGAACUGUAAGGAGAAGGAGGGCCACAGCUGCCGCUCCCCCAUGGAGGAGCUCAUGUCCCGGCGCUGCAACCAGGAAGAAGAACGCAAGGGGGCACCAGAGAGCACGGGCACGCCAUCAGACAGCUCACCGUCACAGCAGCAGGACUCGGACACAGGUGUUACCACAGAGAAAGAGUCAUGCAAGGAACCUGCGACUUUGAAACAGCCACUGAGUCCACACAGAUACACUAUGACCUCUGACCCCUGAGAGGAUGAGAGACUGAAAGAUGGCCGUUGAGCAUUGGAUAAGACGACUAACACUUCAUAACAAGAAAAUCUUGUCAUUUUAAUAUUGUGUGGAUUGCUAUUGUGUAGUAACAUUUUCUAGACUGACUGCAAGUGUUUUGGAAACUUUAUUAUAUCAUACACUGUAUAUAAACACAAACUGAAGGUUAGUCAGCUACACACAACCAUGUACAAAUGCUUUAACAUG
This is a messenger RNA of Oncorhynchus kisutch (coho salmon), 786 nucleotides long. RefSeq names its product homeobox protein DBX2-like. The record is from RefSeq and is a predicted model, not a curated record. The transcript has 3 exons. NCBI's taxonomy places the organism in Eukaryota, Metazoa, Chordata, Actinopteri, Salmoniformes, Salmonidae. The coding region runs from base 109 to 561 and encodes 150 amino acids. Gene Ontology annotation, biological process: regulation of transcription by RNA polymerase II. Gene Ontology annotation, molecular function: DNA binding; DNA-binding transcription factor activity, RNA polymerase II-specific.